Molecule: messenger RNA, 674 nt
Organism: Arachis stenosperma
Lineage: Eukaryota; Viridiplantae; Streptophyta; Magnoliopsida; Fabales; Fabaceae
Exons: 4
Coding region: 242-448 (68 amino acids)
Source: RefSeq, a predicted model, not a curated record
UUAUAAAAAACACCAUAUAAUUUUCAAUAUCCAAAAAAUUUACCCAAAUAUUAAAUUUAUUUUAUUUAUUUAAAAAAUCCUAAGCUUACGGAAUACAGAGUCAGCAGAUGUUCACCGGUUCUUCUCCCCUUUCUACAUCCCUCCGUUCGCCUCCAGUCAUAAUCAUCUAGCUUGAUUUCUCGAUCAGGGUUUUUUCGUCAUCUUCGAUCUUGCUUUGUCAUCGAAAAAUCAACCAACAACAAUGACUCGCGGUAACCAGAGGGAAAAGGAUCGUGAAAGGGCUCAGGCCAGAGCCGGUUCAAAAGCAAAGCAGGGAAAGAGUGAUGGGUUGACCCCUGAGCAACGCAGGGAAAGAGAUGCAAAGGCGCUGCAGGAGAAGGCAGCUAAGAAAGCCGCAGGUCAGGAUGCAGGAGGGAACAAUGCAGGCGGCAGUGGAAACAAAAAAUAGGCAAGAAUGGUUAAUUUGAGUUGUUGAGUGUAGAUGUGGAGUUUAUGGAACAUUUGUGCUGCAUGAUUUGAAUUGAGUUUUUAGUUUAGAGUCAUAAAUGUUUACUUACGUCAUUUGAGAUGUGAAUUAAAAAACAUCUGUGAUGUAUUAAUAAACAAUUUGGUGGUUUCUUAGAAGGUGCUGAUGUUAUCUGUUGAGCAAUUGAUUUUUAUCUUAGCUUGGAAAA